ACUAAAUAAAUACGGAAAAUAAAAGUACUGAAUAAAUACGAAUAAAUAAAAAAUAAAAGUACCAAAUAAAAUCGAAUAAAAAAAAUCCCUUUCAAUAAAAUCGAAUGCAAUUAAAAUUACAAAACAGUGAAUUAAAUAUCAAACAUCAAAUUAAAUACGAAAAAAGACAAUCGGAAUUUUAAUUCACAAAUUCAAUUCCGAACUAAAAGCUUUUUCAAGAUAGAUCCUUCAUUAAUUUAUAAAAAGGACAUUGUUGUGUGGCGAAAGAGAUUACCGCAGUUAAAUAAGAGAAAAGUGUUUCUAUUUUGAGAAUUCGGGUCCACAAGAAUCAAUAUUGAGUGAUGAAAAGAAAAUGUGGUGGAUUUCUCCUUAUAGUUGAGGAAUUUGCAAAAAUAACUAUUUAACUAAAUAGAUGCAAUAAACUUUUUCUUUUUCUAAAACAAUUUUUUUUUAGAAAAAAAGAAGAAGAAGAUUAAAUACAAAGCAAAUUAGAUUAUAAAGUUUUUUUUUGAGGAAAAUAGUGAGUGUAAUAAAGUGAAAGAGAAGUUUAAAAAAAAAAAAUUAGGCCAAAAAGUGAAAAAGAAAGGAAGGAAGGAAGAAAGAAAGAAAUAUUAAAAAGUUUGUGUAAAGAAAAAUCUCUUUCGAAAUAAGAGAUAAGCUGCUUUUCCUAUUUCGAGAACAUCAAGAAUGGGAUCGAAAAAAGGAUUUUUAUACGCGUUCUUAUUCAUUUCUUCAAUUAUCUUUCUACUCGAGGUUGCAGAAUGUCGACCGCACAUCAGACAUCAUCGAGAGGGUUCGCACUGCAGUAAAUGUGGUCCAGGAAUGGGAGUGGUGAAACGUUGUAGUCCAGGUCAAGACACAGAGUGCGGUAGAUGUUCUCCAGGAACUUACAGUCCACAUCACAGUAUUCAGCCCUGCUGGAUAUGCUCUCGUUGUGGUCCAGGACUCUACGAAGCUCAUCCUUGCACCACAAAAAUGGACACAGUUUGCGAUUCCUGUCACAGGCACGCUCCAGAGAAUGCCGACUAUCAAAGGAAGUGUAAGGGACGAGCUAAUUUCUUCCUCGCUCCAGAGGACGCUGUCGACACUGGCGAGGAGAGCGUUCUCGUGAACGAUCCCGAGGACGAUGUCGCCGACAGGGACGAUCUUCUCCGAAAGGAUGUAGACGCCAUUUUUCCAGAAUCUGACGAAAACUUUAAUGGAAUUCAAAGUUUAUAAAUUCAAAGCUGAUUCAAAGCUUAUUCAAAGGUUAAAUCGAAAUUCAAACUUUAUUCAGUUUUUUCAAAAUUCUUCAAAUCUGUGGAAGAAAAAAAAUUGAAUUAGUAACAGAAUUUUUUCAAUUUUAUGAAUUUUUAAUUUAAUUAAUUUUAUACCUGUGUUUUGGUGUCUUCUUUCUCGGCUCCAAAAAUUGAU
Molecule: messenger RNA, 1413 nt
Organism: Leptopilina heterotoma
Lineage: Eukaryota; Metazoa; Arthropoda; Insecta; Hymenoptera; Figitidae
Exons: 2
Coding region: 688-1218 (176 amino acids)
Biological process (GO): inflammatory response
Molecular function (GO): protein binding; tumor necrosis factor receptor activity
Source: RefSeq, a predicted model, not a curated record